CACACAUACAUACAUACAGUCACGCACACGAGUUGUUUACAUUCAAUUCGCCGGACAAGAAGAAACAUUUGUAUUUAUCUAUUUUCCACGCCACAGACACACUAAUACAACACCCACACCCUACAGAACGAAGAUAGAGGGCGCCAGCAACAACCAGGAGGAGCAGAAAAGAAGGAGGACAAAGCAUAAGACAGAGAAAAGGGAGUUGAAGUUGGAGUGAAGCUGAAGAUACCGAGGGAAGCCGAGGGUGGGGCGCGCCAGAGACUGACAGCCACACUAACAGACACCCACACUUACAGACAGACAGACAGCCAAGAACUACAAGACUAAAAUACCACAAAGGAAGAGAACAGAGGAACAACCCCACAUCCUAGAGUCCUACAGGAAGCCACUGAACACAUAGGAUCAAAAGCAAGAUGGUGUUCAUGUUCCUUCUGGGGGCCAUCCUCUGUGCCCUCGUGCCCUACCUGCUGAUCAGUGUCCUAUGGGGUCACUUUGGCUGUGGAAGGAAGCAGCUGAAGGGGAAGCAUGUGUUGGUGACAGGUGGAUCCAGUGGUAUUGGCCUGAGUGUGGCGCGGCAUGUGGCAUCACUCGGAGCUAAGGUGACGCUUGUGGCCAGGAAUGUGGAGCGACUGGAGAAGGCCAAGCAGGAGGUGGAGAGUGUCUGCGUCAAGGAGGAGAGCGGAGGCAGCCAGGUGCAGUACUUCUCAGUGGACCUUGGAGGCAACCGUGAGGCCAUCGCUGCAGCCGUGAAGAAUGCUGAGGCUAGCCUGGGGCCCAUCUACAUGCUGGUCAACUGCGCCGGGUUUGCCAAGGCACAGGUCUUUGAGGACAUACCGUACAGCCUGGUCAAAGAGAUGAUGGAUGUUAACUACCUGGGUUCCUUCAUACUGAGCCAGGAGGUGGUGCGCGGCAUGAAGGCACGCAACGAGGGCGGCUCCGUAGUGUUCACCUCCUCCCAAGGUGGGCUGCUGGGCCUCUACGGAUUCACCGCUUACUCUGCUGCCAAGGCUGCUCUGGUGAAGCUGGCUGAGGCACUGCACAUGGAGCUGAAGCCACACGGGAUCACAGUGACGGUGUGCUACCCACCCGACACGCAGACUCCCGGCUUCCUAGAGGAGAACAAAACCAAGCCUGUGGAGACGCGGCUCAUCUCGGAGGCUGCAGGACUCUUCACUUCUGAUGACGUGGCCAAGAAACUGGUGGAUGACGCGCUGCAGGGAAAGUUCAGCAGCACGGUGGGGCUGGAGGGCUUCAUGCUGACCACCCUGUGUGCCGGCAUGGGCCCCGUCACGGACUCCCUCUCACUUCUAGCCCAGCUGUUUCUUACUGGGAUCUUCCGCUUUGUCUCCAUCUUCUACCUGUGGAGCUUCGCAAACAUCAUCGACAAGGAGCACAAAAAGAAGAAAGCUGCAGCUGCAGCCGCCGCCAACACGGACAAGACAAAGUAAAGGGUCUCUGUGCUGUCCAUCAGUCGAGUUACCUGAAGGAACACAAGUCAUUCAGAAACCAAAGAACACCCUGGAUUAGGAUCUAUAGGAUGCAAUGUUCUCACUGGUGUGUGUGUGUAUUCGCAGAGCUGCUUCUAGUAACAUAAGUAACUGUUUGUGGCCUCCUUUGUCUCUUCUUUCAUCUUCAUCUUCUUUCUUCUUCUUCCCUCUGUCUGUAGGGUCCCAAAAAUAUUUAUAUACAAGAAUAAUAAUGUAUAUUUUAGAUUGACCUCUCCGUUAGUAGCUUUUUCCCUGCAGCAUUUAGCACUAUUCACUGUAUAAUGCUUUGUGAUAUAUCCUGCGUAAAUACCGGAGAGGGUAUAUUAGGGAGAUCCAAAACAUAAUGCAACUAAGGGUCAUACUCUUAACAUAUCAGUGGUCAACUUUACAGACUUGACAAGGCUUUCAUAGGAGUUCUGAGCAUUUCCAGGGGUAGGUUUAGGGCCUUUGUGGUAGACUGACCCUUCUUCUGUACCAUGAACCUGAAAAAACACUCAUGAGAACCUGACUGAUCUCCUUUUUGGGCUUUGGAAAUUGGUGAUGUGAGAGGUGGAAGCUUCUGAGAAUACCAACUCGACUAAGACCUAAGCAGACUAGAACUGGCUCUGUGCAUUUGGGAGGUGUAUACAGCUUGCCUUUUGAUUCAAGAAGUGGCUAUCCAGAGUUGAUUCAAUUUCUUUCACAGCUUCCUUAACCCGGUAGCAGCGAUGGGCCAAAUUUGUGGCUUUACCGCGUACCAGUGUCAGGCCAAAUUUGUGGCUUUACCGCGUACCAGUGUCAGGCCAAAUUUGUGGCUUUACCGCGUACCAGUGUCAGGCCAAAUUUGUGGCUUUACCGCGUACCAGUGUCAGGCCAAAUUUGUGGCUUUACCGCGUACCAGUGUCAGGCCAAAUUUGUGGCUUUACCGCGUACCAGUGUCAGGCCAAAUUUGUGGCUUUACCGCGUACCAGUGUCAGGCCAAAUUUGUGGCUUUACCGCGUACCAGUGUCAG
Molecule: messenger RNA, 2481 nt
Organism: Eriocheir sinensis (Chinese mitten crab)
Lineage: Eukaryota; Metazoa; Arthropoda; Malacostraca; Decapoda; Varunidae
Gene: Kdsr
Product: 3-ketodihydrosphingosine reductase-like
Exons: 7
Coding region: 417-1451 (344 amino acids)
Biological process (GO): sphingolipid biosynthetic process
Cellular component (GO): endoplasmic reticulum membrane
Molecular function (GO): 3-dehydrosphinganine reductase activity
Source: RefSeq, a predicted model, not a curated record